Molecule: messenger RNA, 2874 nt
Organism: Mesocricetus auratus (golden hamster)
Lineage: Eukaryota; Metazoa; Chordata; Mammalia; Rodentia; Cricetidae
Gene: Tspyl5
Product: TSPY like 5
Exons: 2
Coding region: 92-1366 (424 amino acids)
Biological process (GO): nucleosome assembly
Cellular component (GO): chromatin; nucleus
Molecular function (GO): chromatin binding; histone binding
Source: RefSeq, a predicted model, not a curated record
CUGCCGUGGUGACGUCACGGUUGCCAUGGCGAGGCCGGCUCGGUCGAGACCCUAGGCUGGUCCAGCUUUGAAGCCCCGGUCCGCUGGCACCAUGAGCGGCCGGAGUAGGGGUCGAAGGUCUUCCCGCGCCAAAAGCCGGGGCAAAGGCCGGGCCAGACCCCGGGUCCGCGCCGCCGAAGACGAUGCCUGGCGUGACGCGAAGUCGCCGCAGGACCCGCAGCUCGGGGAGGAUGACGCCGCCCCGGAGGAGGAGGCCGAGCAGGUGCAGGCCGGAGCUGCUCAUGGAGGCUCGGAGCCAGCCGAGCUCGGGGAUGAAGCGGCUCGCCGCCUCCCGCUGGACUGCGGCCUGGCGCUGCGAGCACGGGCUGCCGCCGCCGCCGCUGCUGCUGCUGCUUCUGCGGGCGAGCGCGGGCUGGCCGCCACUGACCCGGGCCUGGAGAGGGCCACCUCCCUCGCCGAGCGCCUAGCCACCGACACCGGCUUCGUGGGAACCGUGGGAGCCUUGGCGAGGCUGCGACACCGUCUUGCAAGCCGGCGAGCGCACGGGAGGAAGGCCACAGAUGCCCGGAACGCCGCAGCGGGGAGGGGACCUCAGGCCACAGUCAGUGGGAAGCCAAAGAUGGGCUCUGCUGGGCCUUGCGUCGCUGUCCCAGCGGGGGAGGAAAGGAGGGUGGCGGAGAAGCAUGCUGGGUCAGUGUCCUCCAUGACAAUAGGCAGCAUGGAUACCCUGGAGACGGUCCAGCUGAAGCUGGAGACCAUGAAUGCACAGGCCGACAGGGCCUAUCUCAGGCUCUCCCGCAAGUUUGGCCAGUUGCGACUUCACCAUUUAGAGCGCCGGAACCUGCUCAUCGAGAGCAUCCCGGGCUUCUGGGGACAAGCAUUUCAGAACCAUCCCCAGUUGUCAACUUUCCUGAAUACCAAAGAUAAGGAGGUGUUGACCUACUUGAACAGACUGGAGGUGGAAGAGCUUGGCCUCGCUAGAUUGGGCUACAAAAUCAAGUUCUACUUUGGCCGAAACCCUUACUUCCAAAACAAGGUGCUGGUCAAGGAGUAUGGGUGUGGUCCCUCGGGCCAAGUGGUGUCUCGCUCAGCUCCAAUCCAGUGGCUCCCAGGUCACGAUCUACAGUCCCUGAGCAAGGAAAACCCCGAAAAUAACGGUAGCUUCUUUGGGUGGUUUUCAAAUCACAGCUCUAUCGAGUCUGACAAGAUCGUCGAGAUCAUCAACGAGGACCUGUGGCCCAAUCCUCUCCAGUACUACCUGAUCAGCGAAGAAGCCCGUGGAGAGAAAGGAAAGGAAGAAAGGCCAGGUCCAGCCAAACAGCCCCGGGAGACCGCCGCAGCACCUGGGGCCAAGCCGUCCAACUGACACCAUGGUGAAGACAUCCCUAGUACCUCCUGCUGGACCGGCUAGGCUGACCACGUGGCUUUGGAUGUCUGCCGUCUGUUGAUGCCGUCAUGGUACACGGUAGCCACCUUGGACAUCUCUCCAAGAACGUGGCAUCUGUGGAUCCUCCUUUGCUUCCCCCAUGGCCUCUCCUUGUCACAACGGUGUCACAUGUCGUGUGAGCUCGCCCUCACUUGCUUGUGUGUUAAGCGGUCAAGGUGUACAGCAACCUCUCACUCUCCACAGACCCUGCUCUUAGCUCUGGCCCUGUUCGCCUGUCUCUCACGUGGACAUUCUGAGUCAUCGCCCAGAUGGAGACUCGAGCUGCGGGGGCGGGGCUCCGUGGCCAGUCCGCUUCGUCUUCAUCUUAGCCAUGCAUGCUUAUCAAUGGCCAAAUUUCCUGUUGCCAGCACAACAAAAUGAAGCUAGUGCCCAUGGCGUUGGCCACCAGCCAGAUUUAUUGUCCUGUGGGUCUGGGGACAGCAACCAAGGUUCUUCCUGUUUUAUUCCCAGCUUCAGCCUAGGGUCCAGCAGACUCCUGGGUGCAGAUGAUGAGGUCACGGGUCAACAGGAGGAGCAAGUCCUGUUUCCUUCACCUCCUGCAAACUCUUCUUGCCUGUGGGCCAGCCCGCCAGUGAACCUUCAUCAAGGUCUGGUCAUGCCCGGUUGCGGCCAGUCCACGGACUGGACUGUUGGCUACGUUGCUGUUGGCUCCAACCGGCUUGUUCAUGAACGAUCUCAAGAACCGCCUAUGGACCCAGGCACCCUCCCAGUGCAUGCGCUUUCAAACCUACCCUCCCCAGACUUCAGGAACCCUACUGGCGGGCAGCCUGGCACUUGUGAACAGUAUGCUUCUUGCUAUCAUGCUUUGGGCCACAGCUUUGUCAGCUAGGAGUGGAGGAGAUGGUCCUUGGACCCUGUGUGCCUUCUGCCUCUCAGCAUCCAUCAUCAGCUACGAGCAACCACAUUUCAUCUGUAGCUCCUCUUCCUCCCGCGUUGUUGACUGAAAGCCCAAGGUACUCUGCCCGUACAGUCAGACGUACUUUGGGAGGUUGGGGCCCUGGCAUUGGCAGUUGUGGGGUGCGCUCUCUCGAUCCCAGCAAGGCAGCUUCUUCCGUCGUGUGCAAAUUAACAGUUUUCCAGAAAUGGGCCUCACAAGUGAGUCUUCACAGUUAGUGAAACUCAGAGGGUGAUGAUGAGGAUAGUCCCCCACAUCCACAAAAGAAGGGGCCAUUCUGCUGUAAAUCUGUCCAAGACCCUUCGCAAUACCCGUCUUGUGUGUAACAUAGAGACUUGUGUGGACUGUUAGGGUUGCUGUGCUCUGUGAAAAUAAUCCCCCCCCCCAGCAAAUCUUCUAUUGGUUGUUGUAGUUGACGUUUGAUACCCUGGUAAUAAUGCAAUUAUUUCCCUGUUACUAAGCAGCAUAAAUCCUUGCAAGUGUGCAUGUAUGGUGGAAAAAUGAUAAUAAAAAUUCUUGUGUUACUGUUCUA